UAUGGUGGUUCGGCAUACGCUCAGGUAAAUGAAAUAAAAUUCUACACAAUUAUUGAGAAACAGAGGGAGGAACACAGACUUUUCCAGACAUUUUACCUGUGUCUCUGACCCAAAAUCGCCCAGGAAAAUGGUACACUCAGGAAUGUAAUUCUGUGUAGGAAUUACUGAAGAUUAAUCUUCAGUUUAUCAGACUGUUAUAUACCUUGGAAACAGGAAGAAGAAAAUUUACAAAUACCUAAGAUUUUUAAGUAGAGAUCAAGAUGUUUUUGGCGGCCAGUUGGUGCUUGGGGCGUUACAUGUGGCUUUUGCCAAUUUUCACUCUUGGUUGGCUGUUUGUUUCUAUGACAACAACGUAUGGCAUUGCUGUGGCUCUUAAUCACACCUUCCCAAAUUUCCCGUACAUCAGCUAUACUGGAGUGGAGGUUCCAGAGAGAGGAAUAUUCACAUUUUCAAUCGCCGUCACGGCAAUCAUGCUUGCUGCAAAUGCAGAAAUGCGAUUUCUGUUUGUUAAAGAAGUUUUUCGUGAAAAGAAAAUGAACAAGAAAUGGAAGAACACAAAUAUUGCUGGCCUUAUCCUGGGUCUGAUUUCCUCCUUUGGACUUCUGCUAGUUGGAUGUUUCCAGGUGGAUGUAAUGAAACCACCCCAUUACUUUGGUGCCUUCUUGUGUUUUGUGAUUGCCAUAGUGUAUCUAUGGUUGCAGACAGUCAUCACAUGGAAACUCAGACAUGUGGCAGAGAAGACCCAAGAUGGCAAAGUUUGGAGGGCUGUCCGCUUCUUUAUUUGGAUAUUCCAAAUCCUCAACAGUGCAGCUUCCACCAUUCUACUUAUCCUGUUUUCUGUGUCAAAGACGACAUAUAAAUUACAGAGAAAAGCAAACAUGGGAACAAAAUGGGACACAUUACGUGGUGUGUUUUUGUUGUCCACUUCGACAGAAUGGUUGCUUGCAUUUUCGAUUAUGUUUUUUGUGCUGACCUUUAUCCCUGGCUUCAAACGUUUGAAGGACAUAAAAGUGAGAGUCACCUUGGACAAAGGAAAAGAUGGAAAGUCAGGCCCAGUAUCGAACGGAGCCACUGAGCUGCAGGUAUAAUCAAAUAAUCAAGAGAUGAAUGACAGAUCAAGUUUAACUGGAACAGAAAAUGUGUAGAAGACACAGUAUCAG
Messenger RNA from Saccostrea echinata, 1160 nucleotides. RefSeq names its product DNA damage-regulated autophagy modulator protein 1-like. The transcript has 10 exons. The coding region runs from base 261 to 1088 and encodes 275 amino acids. NCBI's taxonomy places the organism in Eukaryota, Metazoa, Mollusca, Bivalvia, Ostreida, Ostreidae. The record is from RefSeq and is a predicted model, not a curated record.